Molecule: messenger RNA, 6053 nt
Organism: Apis cerana (Asiatic honeybee)
Lineage: Eukaryota; Metazoa; Arthropoda; Insecta; Hymenoptera; Apidae
Gene: fuss
Product: SKI family transcriptional corepressor fussel
Biological process (GO): negative regulation of BMP signaling pathway; negative regulation of transcription by RNA polymerase II
Cellular component (GO): transcription regulator complex; cytoplasm; nucleus
Molecular function (GO): RNA polymerase II cis-regulatory region sequence-specific DNA binding; SMAD binding; DNA-binding transcription factor activity, RNA polymerase II-specific
Source: RefSeq, a predicted model, not a curated record
UAGAAUGUACGCGGCCGUUUCUAGUUUGUACUAAUUGUAAGUAGCGAGUAAUUAAUGCGGUCGAUUCGAGUCCGAUCUGUCGAACCGCUGACCAACGGCAUCCAACGGAGCCAAUGUGGAGAGGAGGAGAGGAGAGGAGGGGCAGUUGAAUGGGUAGGGUUGUAGACACGGGGAUUGCAGGUGGGCCGCUGGCUACGUGGUGGGGAGGGGAGAGGAAGGGAGGUGGCGCAAAGGGGGAGGGGGUUGUUCCGGCUCGGGUACCGGCAUUGUUUCACGGUGGAUGAGAAUUUAAUUUGCACGACGAAGAGGGAUAGUUGGUAGCUAGAGAGAGGAGAAGGAGGGAGCUGGCACGAAGGAAGGUGGAAAACGGGGGGAGAGAGAGGAAAAGAUAGGAGUGGAAAAGGAGGAAGUGGGACGGAUGGGUGCUGCCUUGUUUAAGCGUGGGUGGGGGGUGUCAAAUUGAAUUACCCCCUGGUUUCACGGUCCCUGGGGACGUUUGCUGGAGCGCUGGCGCUCUCUGUGCUUCUACGUCAAGGCUAUACCAUCCCCCGUUCGUUGUAGAUGGGGUUUUAUCCGCGUGCACACCGUUCCACGGUUUGUAGCGGUGCACGAUGUACACGUUGUACCUUCAUGGAGGCGUUUUCAAUUAAAAUCAACACCGAGGGUUGCCUCGUAUUCUCUCUCUCUCUCUUUCUCUCUUCUCCCUCUUCCAUUCCCGUUCUGUCUCAGUUCCGUCGUUGGUUGGACGUCGUCUAUCGAUCACGCUGUCUCUUUCUCUCGUACCUGCGCAAAAUAGUCUUCUCCUUUUUUUUCUUCUUCUUUCUCUCUCUUUCUCUCUCUCUUUGUCUCGUAUUCGGUUGGUCUCUCUGUCUCUUCUCUUUGUUAUUAUAUACCCGUUUCUUUCUUCUCUUUUGCUUUGUUUCCUACUCUUUCCUUUCUUCCUUCCUUCUUUCUUUCUCUCCUUUUCGAUAGUUGCUUUGUUUCUGUUUCUUUUUUUUUGUUUUUUCUUUUUCGUUCUUUCCCUCCCCGACCCCGGCGACUGCCCCUCAUGAAAAAUUCACGAAUCUCACGACUCCCGAUGAAAUCUUGUUGCCGCGUUAAACUAAUGGAAGGUUGGUCCAUCGGUCCCGGAGCAUUUAUUUGUCGGUAUUUCGCCUCCCAUCUUGCGAGACGUUUCUCUCUUCGUCUAAGAGGAUAAGGAACCCGAUUCUCGGUCCUUUUGCCGUCUCUCCUCGUCGAUUCGCCGCCCGCUUACCUUUUUCUUUCGCCACCGAUUUCCCUCUCUCUCUCUCUCUGUCUUUUCGCCCUCCGUGGUGCGCGCAUCACCUUUGAUGGGGUAGAAUUCAGAUUCCAUCGAUUGCAAAUCAUUGCUUUAUGCCAAAUUGCUCCUUAUUAUGUACGGAAUAUGAUAAACGUUGUAACGAAAAUUUUAAAUGAUGUCGAAUUAAGAAAACGGUAUUAUUAGUUGUAUAAAAAGUUUAUAGUUCCUUUUUUUGUAACGAAAAAAACGAACGAUCUUCCGAGAAUUGAAUUUAAUCACGCACGAGGUGCAACGAGGUCAACUUUGUAGUUAUUAAUUAACUGAACAAACAGCAGUAUCCGAAGAAAAAACGAUUUAAUCGAAUUGAAUGCGUAUAUCCAUAUCCGUAUCUCGGUUUUGAUCGACGAGAGCGAUCGAUAGAGCGUUGAUAAGUAUAAUUGUAAAAUGGGAAUGGAAGAAAAGGAAGAAAGACGACGAAGGAAAAAAAAAGUACGUUCUCUCGUGUAUCGUAAGAACGUAACUGGAACGAAAUUUGAAUAUAUUUUUCGAGAAAAUGUUUAAUUUUCGUCGAGAGAUGGGUUUGCGAAAUGAUAAUGAUGGUGGCGAGUGUUUGUUGAAAAUUGAUCGUUAUUUCUCGAAUAUUUCUCUUCUUUUUUUUUUUUUUCGCAGUAGAAUGGACGGGCCGGCGGUAUUAUCGAUGCCGCCGAUAACCGCGCCCCAAAAAUCGGCACAAUCGCCGCAGCCGCAGUCGCAUUCGAAAUCCAAUCAGGAGUUGCAGGUGGGCACCGUGUCCCUUUACGGAAUUCACAUCGUGUCGCUGGUGAUCGAGGGCCAGGAGAGGCUCUGCCUGGCCCAGAUCAGCAACACGUUGUUGAAGCAGUUCAGCUACAACGAGAUCCACAACCGGAGGGUCGCGUUGGGCAUCACCUGCGUCCAAUGCACCCCCGUCCAGUUGGAAAUCCUCCGCCGUGCCGGUGCCAUGCCUGUCUCGUCGAGGAGAUGCGGGAUGAUCACCCGGAGGGAAGCCGAGCGCCUCUGCAAAUCGUUCCUCGGCGACAAUGCGCCACCCAGACUACCCGAGGACUUCGCCUUCUCGGUGCACCACGAGUGCGCGUGGGGUUGCCGGGGCGCGUUCCUGCCGGCCCGUUACAACAGUUCCCGCGCCAAGUGCAUAAAGUGCGCCUACUGCGGCCUCUUCUUCUCGCCGAACAAGUUCAUCUUCCACUCGCACAGGAUCGGCCCCUCGGACAAGUACGUGCAACCGGACGCGGCCAACUUCAACUCGUGGCGGCGCCACAUGAAGCUGUCCGGGAAUCCGCCGGACGAGGUGGUGCACGCGUGGGAGGACGUGAAAGCGAUGUUCAACGGGGGGACCAGGAAACGAUUGCUCAACAACCCGAGCUCGAGGGAGUCGCCGAGCCCUGCCAAGCAGCCGAGAUCCUCGCCCACCGCUCAGAUACCCACGCUUGUCCCCUCCCCCACCCAUCCACGGGUGCCCCCGUUCCCGGAAUUGCCUCUACCGCUGUCGAGGAGCCUGGUGAUGGACUACGUGUGGCACCAGCAUCAACAGGCCGCCGCCGUCGCGGCGGCAAAGACGCCCGGAUUCCCAUUCUCCCCGUACGCUUUGCCGUGGCUGGCCAAGAGGGGACCGGUCCUCUUCCCCGGCCCUCUACCACCGCCGAUAAGCGGUUCCAGCCCCACGGAACCGCUCAUACCAACGGUGAACCCGUCGUUGCAUCAAUCCGCCUUUCGCCCCGUGAUUCGUGGCCCGCCGAUCGUCGAACCCGUCGCCCAGGAACACCCCUCGGAACACACGCCCGCGUCCCACAAAGAGGACAACUCCGACGACGAGGUGGACAUCGAGACGACCGAGGACGAUUCGGUCACGCCCCUCAACAUCGCCCCGCAGAACCUUCAUCAUUCCGUCUCGAAUUCCGCAACCGGCGGAAGUCACAGCGGCCGCAACUCGCCCCAGUGCUGGAGCCCCCCGAGAGAAACCGAACGAGAGGCUGAAAAGAUAGCGGAAGAGGCGGCAGCUAUGCGCGACGUUAAACCGGAACUUCAACCCGCAAGAAGUCCCGACACCUGGCAGGGAAACAACUUCUACCGACAUCUGAAUGCAAUAAAAGGCGCGGAGCAGGCCGAGAGGACGGGCACGACGGAUUGUUCCGCCUGCCAUCCUCCGCGAGGAAUAUUUUACAGCCAGAUUCAUAGCCCGUCUGCGCCCACUAAUUAAUCGGCACGAGAUGCAGCGUUGGCGGGAGGAGAAGUUGAGGGGAGAGGAGCAGGCGGCGGCGGCGGCGGGGUGGGAGGGGUUUGAAGAAGGAGGACAAAGGUAGGAAGGAGGAAGAGGGGGAAAACGGCGGGAGAGGGAGUGGAAGAGGGAAGGAGGGAGGGAGGGGGAGAGAGGUGGAGAGUAAUUCAAAAAGACACUGUAAAUUAGGGGUCUCCGUCAGUUAUUCAGCCUGGAUUCGUUGAAUUCCAAUUAGUUUAAAGCGCGUUUAUCUCACGGUUACGCGUUCUAAUUAUUUUUUUUCUCUCCCCCCUCCCUCUUCUUUUUCCUUUUUUUCCAUUCCUUUCUCCUUUCCACCCUCCAAGUCAACUUCCAAGUGUGAGCGAACGAUGGCAAGAUUUGAAUUAAUUAAGAUGGAGAUAAGUAAGUAGGUGCUCGAAUGAAGUUUCCAAAUUCUCGAAACGUAAUUUUUCGUUCUUCUCUUUGAGAAUAUUUAAAGCAUCCGAGCGAUUUGGAGAUCUAUCUAUCACAGUCGUUUCAACGCGAUCUUUUUAAACGAAACGAUAAUUGAUAAUCGUGAUCGAGGAUACAUAAGAAGAGAUGUUAACGUAUUUUGUACGACAAGAUGCGGAUGGAUACGGGAAAGAAGAAAAGGAGAAGAAAAAGAAGAGAAAAGGUCGUGAAUUAAUUUUGUAGAUUAAUUACCGCCCGCACAAAGAAACAUUAUUAUAAAUAUUCGUGUGAUUAAUUUCCACGAUACGCAAGCAUAAAUUAUAUAUCGCGUUCGAAGAGAGCAUUCGAAAUGGAGAAAAGAAAUUUCGCUCAAAUCUUGUAUCUAGAUUAAAAAAAAAAGAGAAAAAAACGAAAAAAAGGAAAAAAAAAUAUUUAUUUUCGAUUCUACUUACGAUCUCGUUGACGUGAUACGCGAUGCGUCAAUAAUAAUCAAGUUUCAAAUGCACAUAGGGAAGCGGACAUAUUAUAUUAAGACAUAUCUUUGUAACGAAACAUUUACGAGAGAAAUGUUGCGCGCGCGUGCGCGUGUAAAAUGGCCAGAAAAGAUAUUAUGUAUACAGUUAGUUGAACGAACUUUCAAUAAAAUAAUAUAAUAUAAGAAACACAGAUUAUGAAAAGUGAUGAUUGACACUCGAUCCCUUAGAAGAAUUAUUAUUACCGACAAUUGUAGUAAUUGUAUGAUAUUGUUUAAAAAAAAAUGACUAUUUGUUAAAAACUAGAACUACCAGACUUUUCCAACUUUCUUCGUUUUUAUUUUUUUUUUUUUUUUUGCGAUUACCGAGGAAUAAGUAUUGUUGAUAACGAUUAAUUAAUUUUAGUACGAACGUAGCAACGUAGCCAUAAUUCUACUUUAAAUCCAGUCCAUCGUGUAUAACGUAUAAAAUCCAUAUAUAAAUAUAUAUAUAUAUAAUCAUACGUAUAUAUAUGUAGGUCGGUAGUUCUAGCAUUAAUCAGAUUACUUAACCUAAUCAGUCUUUCCGAGGUUUAAUUCAAUGCGUUUAAUUCGAUUAAUUCGGAUACGCGGAAUUUCGAUAAAUUUCCACGUUCAUCGUUUCAUUCAAUAAAUCAAACGUCGCGCAUAGUUGUUCACGCUUGAUCGAGUUUACGUUGAUACGCACACGAGUCGAGUAAACUAAAUCAAAUCAGAUAUCAUAAAUCGGGUAUCAUCCCUUCGUAACCACCCUUUGUAAUUAAAAGAACAAAUUUUUUCCCACUUUUCUCUUACUAAAUUCUCCCCCACCCACCCCCUAUAUUAUAGCACAGUGGGUCACCAAAUUAUAUUUUACAUAUUCUACGCCAAGUAUCAAGAUGAUCCUCUUUCUCUCUUAACUCAAAAGCGGUGCCAUCAUCCAGUUCAUCCAGUCUGUUAAUUAAUCCUUCUUUUUUAAAAAAAGAUUGGAAGACACUGUUCUAUAUUAUAGCAUAGAAAAUUGAAACGUACGUACGAGUUCCAGGAUUAAUGAGCACGAUUCGAGAACCGGCCACACGCUGAAGAACGCUAAUUCUUUCCUUUUGCAUUGUAAUAAUUAUUCCACUUAGUGAAACGAGGAGCCAAUGCAGCUUGAAAUUGGCUUCUCGGCGCGAGUCGAUAUGCUGUGCAAUAUACUCUCUUUACGGUUAUUAGCCUGCCGAGCGAAUGGCUUGCGAUCCACUGGACAAAGGGAGGAUCGUGAGAAAUAUUCGAAACGGCGGGUGUUCGGUGGAGUAAUGGUGGAUGACGAGAAAGAGAGGAAAGAAAAAAGAAAAGAAAGAAAAUAGCGGAUUCCAUCCUCCAUCGAAAAUCGUCCCUGUAAUAUCGAGCGAAGAAUUUAUCGAUCGAUGGGGAGAAAUCUGAAUAGCGCGCGAACGUCGCGUCUCGAAGCGACAGAAGUAACUUCUCCUGCUUUUUAUUCUCGUAGAGUACCGGUGUGUAUACGCAAACAGCUGUAAGGAAUGCCGCGUAGAUUGUGCGAAAACGAGUAAAAGUAACAAGUGUAUAGGAGACGCAAUAUAUUGGAAACACUAUGUGUAAUCCGAGUAAUAAUAAAAGUUCUGAUCACUGGUGUA